UCUAAAUUCACAAUCAUGGACAAACUAGAUUCUUUGAUUGUGGUAACCGGUAUGGCAUGUGUAAUAUGGACAAGGAAUGCUACUGCAUCGCCAGUUGAAGACGCACGGGUGUACACAUCAUAUCCCGAUCAGGUGUUUGAAACUAUACUUGUUAAGUUUCAAUCUAUGGAACAAGAAUUGAAAAUGCUGAAAUCUGAACUUAAAUCCCAGAAGGAAACAAGUAAAACAAAACUCGGAGCUAUGGCGGAUGAACUGAAUAGACAAACAAUUCUCAUUCAAAAACAAGAUAUUCAGAUUCAGAGACUUAACAACGUGCUUGUUGGUAGUGACAUUAAACCACAUAAAUCAAUGUAUAAUAGAUCACAGGAAUAUCCUAGUCAACACCAAUCUAAACCUCUGCGGGACAGGAGGAAUACCGACGAGUUUAUUUCUAAAAAGGAAAGACAGACUCAAAAGCGUCUGUUAGGUAUUACUUCCACAACGAGCCCGAUAACAUCUCCUAUAGCAUUUUCUGCAUAUUUCUCAACAAAUGAAGACCAGUUAUCAAGUCACCAUACUCUUGUAUUUGAUGUAGUACAAACGAAUACUGGAAACGGGUAUAACAAACACUCUGGAUCAUUCAUUGUACCACGUGCUGGAUUAUAUGUUUUCACUUGGACAUUGAUUACCGAUUCAGGUGGAGAAAUUUGCACUAAUCUUGUAGUUAAUGGUGUAAAUAACGGUUUUAGCUAUGCUCAUGGCAAUUGGCAGCAAACAACAUCAAUUGAAGUUAUUCAAGUGGAACAAGGCGAUACAGUACUUGUGCGAACUAAUAACUAUUCUGGUUGCAACCAGGCCGGAUCGAUAAGAAGUGACAAGUGGCGUCGUUCAAAUUUUUCUGGAUGGUUAAUUAGAUAG
Molecule: messenger RNA, 897 nt
Organism: Mytilus trossulus (common blue mussel)
Lineage: Eukaryota; Metazoa; Mollusca; Bivalvia; Mytilida; Mytilidae
Exons: 2
Coding region: 16-897 (293 amino acids)
Molecular function (GO): protein binding
Source: RefSeq, a predicted model, not a curated record